Vicia villosa (hairy vetch) is the source of this 1234-nucleotide messenger RNA. Its product is annotated as annexin-like protein RJ4. Gene Ontology annotation, molecular function: calcium-dependent phospholipid binding; calcium ion binding. NCBI's taxonomy places the organism in Eukaryota, Viridiplantae, Streptophyta, Magnoliopsida, Fabales, Fabaceae. The transcript is spliced from 6 exons. The coding region runs from base 75 to 1019 and encodes 314 amino acids. Gene Ontology annotation, cellular component: cytoplasm. The record is from RefSeq and is a predicted model, not a curated record.
AACACACAUUAUAGCUUUGAUGAAAACGCUAAUUACCUCAUAAUAACUUGUGAGCAGCAUAAAGUCAAUUAACAAUGGCUUCUCUAAUUGCUCCUUCCAAACACUCUCCAAUUGAAGAUGCAGAAGCUCUUCAAAGAGCUGUUAAAGGUUGGGGAGCUGAUGAAAAAGCCAUUAUAGCAAUAUUAGGUCAUAGAAAUGGCACUCAAAGAACUCAAAUCAGACAAGCAUAUUAUGAGCUCUAUCAGGAAGAUCUCAUCAAACGACUUGAGUCCGAGCUAUCCGGUGAUUUUGAGAGAGCAAUGUAUAGGUGGAUAUUAGAACCUGCAGAACGUGAGGCUUUGUUGGCUAAUAUAGCACUAAAAAAUGCAAACAUGAACUAUCAUGUGAUUGUGGAAAUUUCAUGUGUUUCUUCACCUGAUGAGCUUUUUAUUGUGAGACGUGCUUAUCACGACCGAUACAAACGUUCCAUGGAGGAAGACGUGGCUACUAAUACCUCGGGUCAUCUUCGUCAGCUUUUGGUGGGGUUGGUGAGUUCAUUUAGGUAUGGUGGGAGUGAGGUGAAUACAAGAUUGGCACAAUCAGAAGCUGAUGUACUUCAUGAGGCUAUCAAAAACAAGAAUCACAAUCAUGAAGAAGUAAUUAGAAUCCUUACAACAAGAAGCAAGACACAACUUGUUGCAACUUUCAAUUGCUAUAGGCAUGACCAUGGCAUUGCUAUCACUAAGAAAUUGUUGGAUGAAGGAUCUGAUGACUUUCACAAGGCACUGCGAAUAGCCAUUAAUUGCAUCAGUGAUCAUAACAAGUACUAUGAAAAGGUUCUUCGAAAUGCAAUGGAAACAGUUGGAACCGAUGAUGAUGCCCUCACCCGAGUAAUCGUUACCCGGGCUGAGAAGGACUUGGAAGAAAUCAAAAAGGUCUAUUACAAGAGAAAUAGUGUUCACCUUGAGCAUGCAGUGGCCAAAAAAACUUCAGGAGACUACAAGAAGUUUCUCCUUACUCUAAUGGCAAAAGAAGAAUAAUUGAAGUACUUUGUUUUAGAUACAAGGAAUUUACAAACAUCAGUAAAAGAAAAUCUAUAGCAGCUUUGUGUGACUCAUUUGUGAGUGAACUAUACCUAUUGUUUGUGACUCAGCAUCAUCGAUUCAUCACAUGUAUAAUCUUACAAAACAAUAAUAAAAUGUAUAAUGUAAUCUAUGAAGCACAAACACGAACAUCUGACACUGGUAAUCAUUUA